Messenger RNA from Caenorhabditis remanei, 555 nucleotides. RefSeq lists its product as uncharacterized. The coding region runs from base 1 to 555 and encodes 184 amino acids. The record is from RefSeq and is a predicted model, not a curated record. NCBI's taxonomy places the organism in Eukaryota, Metazoa, Nematoda, Chromadorea, Rhabditida, Rhabditidae. The transcript is spliced from 4 exons.
AUGGAAGUCGAAGAACCUGCCAAAAGAAAAAAAAGAGGAAACAGAAGAAACAACGUGCCAACGGAACUACAGUCAAGAAAUAGGGUGUACCAAAACAGAUGUUAUGCAAAGAGAAAAAUAGAGCUGUACGCAAAUAUUGCAAAACUGGAAGAGCUUAAACCAGUGUACCAGCAAAAUGAAGCAAGUAUUAAUGAGAAAAAGCAAUUCCUUUUAGGAACUCUUGGAAGAGAUCCUCUGAGUGUACAAGUUAACCAUGUUCUCGGACAAACACGUAAUGAUGAAAACUAUAAAAUACAGUUAGCUGCAAAAGAACAAGCUGAGACCAAUUUCCAUCUUGCAGGACAGGAUUAUUUAAAUAAUCCCAUCAACAAGUUUGCGAAAGCUAAGAGUAAAAAGAAAUAUGAAAUGGAAACCGUUCAAACAAGAGUUGAAGUGAUGGAAAAGGAAUUUAAAAUCGUGCGGCAAGAACAAGUGCUGCAGUUAUAUGAUGGUUAUCUGCAAUCUUUUUAUUACCAAGAUCCAAAUGUGCCAAAUGGUCAACAUGAUCCCGGAUAA